Lactuca saligna is the source of this 807-nucleotide messenger RNA. NCBI's taxonomy places the organism in Eukaryota, Viridiplantae, Streptophyta, Magnoliopsida, Asterales, Asteraceae. The record is from the annotation of a GenBank genome assembly.
AUGAAUGAUUGUCCUUUCAGAUUGUAUGUUGGAUGGAUGUACAAUGAAAAAUCAUUUCAAGUCAAAAAUUUGGUUGGAGAGCAUCGUUGCAGUAGGAAGUUCAAAUUUGGAAGUCUUGUUUCCCCUGAAUGGAUAUGUAGGCAUUACAUUACUAAAAUUGCAAACACGCCUAAGAUGAAACUUAGGGACAUGAUUGCUGAUAUCAAACAAAGGUUGAGAUGUGUAGUAUCCAUUGGGCAAGUCCGUAGGGCAAAAAAAUGGGCCACUGAGUUGAUUGAAGGAAAACUAACUAAACAUUAUGCUAGGGUAUGGGAUUAUGCUGAUGAAUUAUUAAGGUCCAACCCAGAUGCAACAUGCAAAGUUAGUGUCACUGUCAAUCCAUAUGGGAAGAACUACUUCCACAGAUUUUACAUAGGUUUCAAAGCUCUAAGUGAUGGAUGGAAAUUAGGGUGUAGAAGAUUAAUUAGUUUGGAUGGAUGCUUCCUGAAAGGACAGGUGAAGGGUGAGUUGUUGACUGCCAUUGGUAGAGAUGCUAAUAACCAGUCGAAAAUGGAAGGAAUGGCAUCAAUAGCGUUGUUACUAGAUGGGUCAAUCUCGGGUCAUUUUGUUCAGCUUCCCGAGUCCGUUUAUUACCAGAUGGGUCAAUCUCGUCUUUUCGUCUCGACUUCAUAUCUCUCUGUAAAGCAACCGACGACUUCAUAUCAGAAGUGGAGGUGGCAGCCUAAAGACUGUAAUUUGCCAAAGGAAAUUGUUGGUGGAGAAAUCGAAGAACAAGAGGCUUAUGUUCGUUGGAGAUUCGUUGAAUAG